This is a messenger RNA of Polypterus senegalus (gray bichir), 1914 nucleotides long. It is a transcript of the gene svopl, whose product is annotated as SVOP-like. The record is from RefSeq and is a predicted model, not a curated record. The transcript is spliced from 16 exons. Lineage: Eukaryota; Metazoa; Chordata; Cladistia; Polypteriformes; Polypteridae. Gene Ontology annotation, molecular function: transmembrane transporter activity. The coding region runs from base 158 to 1633 and encodes 491 amino acids. Gene Ontology annotation, biological process: transmembrane transport. Gene Ontology annotation, cellular component: membrane.
GGCAGCGUCACCCGUACCCCUUCCGAGGAUGGAACCGACAAACUGCGAAGUAAAUGUGUCCUGACUCCCAACUGUGCUUUUUCAAUUGAAUUUUACUCGAGUUCAGAUCUAUAGAAACUGGCAUGAAAUAUCUGAGUGCAAUAGGAAGGACACAGCAAUGUUACAAAAACGAAAUAAAGAUGAGCAGUUGGUCAGUGCCAUUCAUCUGGAAGAAUUUGACCAAGAAACCAAGAAAUCCCCUAGCCCGGAAGAUAAAACUUAUACCAUUGAAGAAGCUGUGGAAACAAUUGGGUUUGGUCGAUUUCACAUUCUGCUUUUUCUUAUUAUGGGAAGUACAAGUAUAGUUGAAGCUACUGAGAUAAUGCUCCUGGCUGUUGUGUCCCCUGCCAUUCGCUGUGAGUGGCGCUUGAGUGACUGGCAAGUUGCUCUGGUUACAACUAUGGUAUUUCUUGGCUUUAUGGUAUGCAGUUUCAUCAGUGGAUUUGUAGCUGAUAUGUAUGGACGAUGGAAGGUUGUCUUUGGCUGCUUCGUUUGGGGACUGUAUUUUUCAUUACUGACCUCAUUUUCCCCUUCAUAUGGAUGGUUUGUCUUCCUGCGUGUUAUGGUGGGCACUGGUGUGUCUGGUCAUUCCCAAGGGUUUGUUUUAAAAACUGAAUUUAUGCCAGCUAAAUACAGAAGCUCCUUACUGCCCUUGGCAACGAUAUUUUGGCUAAUUGGUUCAUUGCUUGUAAUUGUCCUGGCAUUUGCAAUUAUUCCUUCUUUUGGAUGGCGAUGGUUGAUAAGAAUUUCAACAAUUCCCAGCAUGAUCUUAAUUGUUCUGUUUAAGUUUAUUCCUGAAUCUGCCAGAUACAAUGUUUCUGCGGGAAAUACAAAGCAAGCUGUUAAAACCCUGGAGAACAUUGCCAAAAUGAAUCGUUCCUCUUUGCCAGAAGGAAGACUGGUAGAGCCAACUGUGGAAAGGCGAGGGCAUUUCCUUGACUUAAUGGAUUCCACUUACCGGAGGACAACGCUAAUAAUGUGGUAUUCAUGGGUUGUGGCCUCUUUUUCUUACUAUGGUGCCAUAUUGGCAAGCUCAGAGCUAUUGGAGCGAAAGCUGCUUUGUGUUACCAACGCUGGCGAACUCCCCAAGGUGCUAAAUUCAGACAGUGCUCCUUGUUAUUGUCAUAUGUUUGGAACUUCAGAAUACUACACAAUGUUAAUUAGCACCCUUGGGGAAAUAGCAUUUGUACCUGUAAAUAUACUAAUGCUGAAUGUGUUUGGAAGGAGAUUGUGUUUGGCAUUAUCCAUGGCUUUGACUGGAGUAUUUUUCUUACUGCUUAAUAUUUGUACAACAAGUGCAGGAUUUACUGCAUUGCUUUUUAUUCUCCGUUCCCUGGUGUCUGCUAAUUUUAACACUGUUUACAUAUAUACUGCAGAGGUCUAUCCAACUUCAAUCCGUUCUGUAGGAAUGGGGUCCUGCACUGCAUGCAGUCGUUUAGGUGGGAUGAUAGCACCCUUCAUAGCACAGGUUCUAAUAUCUAAGUCUGUAAUAACAGCUUUGUGUCCAUUUGCCAUUGCUUGUCUUGCCUGUUCGGCCGCUGCCUUAUUUUUACCCAUUGAGACCAAAAACCGUGCUCUUCAGCAAACAUCCUGACCUGGUGCCUUUUAAUAAAAAUCAGAAUUACCGUAUACUCCGUUUGUUUGUUUUUUAUCCAUUUUUAUUGACUAUGCAGAUUUUAAUUUUCAGGAAUUUGAAUAAAUUUGAAUUUGAAGUGUCUCAAAACCAGAUGAUAUGGACAACUGGAGGAUUAGUUGUGUUUUUAUUACAAAAAGUGUAAAUGUUGAUUUUUGUUAACUUCUGAACAAAUAAAAUGCAAAAUCUUGUUCAUGUUAUUCUGUAUAGAAAUAAAAUAUUUAUUUGGCAGCUAGCCUGUA